UUUGCUUGAUAUGGAUUUAUGGCUCUUUAUUUCAUAAUUUAAUGGUUGAAUAGUCAUCUUGCACUUGGGGUUGGGUUAGACUGAAAUGUGGGAGUGUUUUAGUCGGUUGAAUCUGGCAACCCCGGCAGCAAGAAAAGAGCUGAGCAGAAGAGAGCAGAGCAGAGCAGAGCAGAGCAACCACCAGGGGAGGAAAAGCUGAAAGUUCUCCAGGGAAGCUGGACAUAAGCACAGGAUAUAAGCCCACACACACUCGCUUUACAUGCCCUUCGACGAAGUCUCCUUCUGCGGCUCCAGUUUGCUGGUGUUUUAGAAAUCAGAAAGCACACACAGGAAUGGAGCUGUAUUGUCUGGAAGCCGAAACCGUGCUGCGAGCCCGUCCGGACCCGAACCUCCUGGGCGAUGACAGGGUGCUGCAGAGCCUUCUGACCAUCGAGGAGAGGUUUCUGCCUCAGUGCUCCUAUUUCAAAUGCGUACAGAAGGACAUCCAGCCGUUCAUGCGCAGGAUGGUGGCCACCUGGAUGCUGGAGGUCUGCGAGGAACAAAAGUGCGAGGAGGAAGUUUUCCCACUGGCUAUGAACUACUUGGACAGAUUUUUAGCGGUUGUACCCACCAGAAAGUGUAACCUGCAGCUGCUUGGUGCGGUGUGCAUGUUUCUGGCGUCCAAACUGAAAGAGACGCGUCCUCUAACUGCAGAAAAGCUCUGUAUCUACACUGAUAACUCCAUCAGACCACAAGAACUCCUGGAAUGGGAACUGGUGGUUCUUGGUAAAUUGAAGUGGAACCUGGCUGCUGUCACUCCUAAUGACUUCAUUGAACACAUUGUGAAGAGGCUGCCGCUGCCUGAGGAUAAGCUGGACCUGAUCCGCAAGCAUGUGCAGACCUUCAUCGCCUUGUGCGCAACAGACUUCAACUUUGCCAUGUAUCCUCCAUCCAUGAUUGCCACGGGCAGCGUUGGAGCAGCAAUCUGUGGACUGCAGCUCAACAACACGAACCGUGCACUGUGGGGGGACAACCUUCCAGAACUGCUCGCUAAGAUCACAAACACAGAAGUUGACCUGUUGAAGGCAUGUCAGGAGCAGAUUGAGCGUGUGCUGAUGAACAGCCUUCAGGAGGGACGCCGGCAGCAGCACAAGCAGCAGCAGCAGGACCAGAACAACCCACGCAACAAAGCCUUGGAUGACCAGGACCAGUCCAGCACCCCAACCGAUGUACGAGACAUCAACUUGUGAGCUCGCAGGAAGUGGCACUUGGAUUUAAAGGAGAAAAAAAAAAAACAACAAAAAACAAAAAUGACAAAAAAAAAAAAACACCCAGCCCAUCAAAAAGUGCUUGCUAGUCUUUGUAGGUUUUUAUUCUAUUUUCAAAGGAGAAGAAAAAAAAAAUACAUUUCAAAAGAAAUCAAAGAUAUUUUAGAUUAAAAAAAAAAAUAGGUAUUUUUUAAAUGAAUUGAUACUGAUGCAAAAAUUUCUAUGGUGCCUCGGAUUAAUAGAAGGGAAGCCUAGAGUGUUUUGCAAACUAUUUUUCAUUGUAUAAACAAAAAAAUAUAUAUAUUCAGUUGAAAUUAAAAGUCAGUUAUAUUCAGUUGUUUUUUUUUUUUCAGUAGCAAAAGACUCGAGUUUAAAGAGGCUUUUAAGAAAUAGUCACCUUUAUAAGACUGGCUUGUAAAAGGUACACAAAUGGGGCUUUGUUUUUUUCCUGUUUUGUUGUGUUUCAGUUCCGAGCAUGAACACACACAGGGGUGUCAUGAAACUGGUUAGUGGAGUCCCCGUUUUGGCCGUGCGGUAAAGGUGUAAAAGGCCCAGGAAUGUUAGGUGGAACAGGUUUUGGUAAAAGCCUUACAGCAAGAAUGUGAUUGAUUUCUGUUUCGACAAACGACCCUCUGGGUAAAAUUUGGUUAAAGACAUUUAAAUCAAUCUGCCAGCAAAUUAUAUUAUGGCAUCAAGAUUAAAAACGAUUUAAAAAUUGCUUGCAUCGACCAAAUUGAAACGUUUGAAAUUUCACAAUGCAAAUUUCAUAAUAGUUCGCCCAGUCAAGGGUCACGUCUUGAGAACAGUCUAUUAUUAUUAUUAUUAUUAUUAUUAUUAUUAUUAUUAUUAUUAUUCAAUCAGCAACUUAUUGUCUCUCAAUUCUCAAAGCAUAGAGAUGUCAAUAAGCUUUUGUCAGGCUGCUUGUGUGUGUAUGCAUAUGUGUUUCUGUAUGUGGGUACAUGUAUGUGUGUAUGUGCGUGCGUGUGUGUUUGAGAGAGAGAGAGAUGUGUGUGAGCUUUGUUUGGUGAACUAUCUGCAAGAGUUUGGUUCAAGAUAAGACAACACAUUCAGAGAACAAGACAGGGGACAGAGAAUAAGUCUAAAGCGCUUUUGUUUGCUUCGAAGGGCCACGGGCUACCUGUAUCACUGCCUUCUAUUCAUGCGCUUUUAUUUUCUGGCCUGGGACACAAGGUCGAACCCGGUCCAGGUCCAGUGCACGGGCUUGUGAGGAGGCGAGACAGAGAGAGAACAGAUGGAGGAAACGGAAGACUACCUUCUUCAAGAUGCUCUUACGGUUAAAGAGGUUUUUUUUUUUCCCGACACAAAAUGGUGUGAUGGAGAAGGUUGUAUCUGAUUACGACCUCCUUCGGAGUUUUACGGUUGUAUCGUGUACAGACGGUCUGUUUUAUGCGACGCGUUGAGUUGAGUUGAGUCAUCUCGUUGGCGUUAUGAGUUGAAGGGCUACUUUGAGUGUUGAUUAAAGAGGUGCUAGAAAGGAAUGGAAUUUCACGAGGAGUCUACAUGCAGUCGAUGAAAGUGCAGGGUGGUGCGUGAGAUUCGUGCGCAGACGAGGAGCAUGGUCCAGUGGUGAUUAAGCUGUGUGAGUUUAAGGAGAGACGUAUGCUGCUGCUGAGAUGGACAUACAUUGGCAUACAGGAGAGGAGGCCAAAGGAGAGGAUCAGAUGUGGUUCCAGCGAUCACAUGAUAAUUUAAGUUCUUUUAUAUAUUUGCUUGUUUGACUGUUAAGUUUGUGUCUUUCUUUUUUUUGGAUUACAGACCAGUAUCUAAACCAGUUUGAUUGACACUGCCAGCUAAUUGAUGGGGAAGCUUAAUUGAUUAGGGGACAUUUGUUGAUCUGUGCAUCUGUAGUUCCUUAGUUUCAACAGCGAAGCACUUUGAGCACAUACUCUCCCCUGAAGUCACAGAGAGAAAGAAAUAGGGCCAUUAUUGACAUGUCAUGUGUAUCUCUCCCAAAAAAAGGAGCUGAUAAAUUAUUCUAUUUACAUGUACACUCACUGGCCAGUUUGUUAGGAACACCUGCCGUUGUCUAAUCAGCCAAUUGCUUGACAGCAGCACAAUGCAUAAAAUCAUGCAGAUACAAAUCAAUUAUUAUGGCCAGGUUACUUGCCCAAACUGAUAACCGUGUCAUCAGUUUUUCUUUGGCUAAUCAGACACAAGCUAUGGCAUCACACUUGCCACAGCAGUUGGGGGUUAGGUGCCUUGCUCAAGGGUACUUGAGCCAAUGCUGCUAGUUCAGGGAAUCGAACCAGCAACCAUUUGGUCCUAAAGUUGUUUCUCUAACCAUUUGGCCAUGGGCUUCCCCUUAAGCCAGGCAAAUCAAGACCUUCAGUUAAUGUUCACUUCAAACAGAAGAAUGGGAAAAACUGUGAUCUCAAAGUGUGACUUUCACUGUGGCAUGGGUGUUGGUUUGAGCCAGAUGGACUGGUUUGAGGAUUUCAGAAACUGCUGAUCUGGGGUUCUCGCACACAACAGUCUUUUCACAGAAUGGUGCGAGAAACAAAAAAACACUGAGUGAGCGACAGUUCUGUGGGUGGAAACAAACGCCUUGUUGAUAAGAGAGGUCAGAGGAAACUGGCCAGAUUGGUUCGAGCUGCCAGGAAGGAUACAGCAACUCAUAUAAUCACUCUUUACAACUGUGGUGAGCAGAAAAGCAUCUUAGCAUGCAACAGAAGAAGACCACAUUAGGUACCACUCCUGCAACCAAGAACAAGAAUCUUAGACUCAAGAACAAGUUCCUAUUAAAGUGGCCAGUGAGUGUAUUUAUAUAUACAGUGUCUUGCAAAAGUAUUCAUCCCCCUUGGUGUUUGUCCUGUUUUGUCACAUUACAAGCUGGAAUUAAAAUGGAUUUUUGGGGGGUUAGCACCAUUUGAGCUACACAACAUGCCUAGCACUUUAAAGGUGAAAAUUGUUCUUUUAUUGUGACACAAACAAUAAUUAAGAUGAAAAAAAAAACAGAAAUCUGGAGUGUGCAUAGGUAUUCAGCCCCCGAAGUCAAUACUUUGCAGCACUUUGUAUUUACUUUGUAUUUAGUGUAUUUGUAAAUACUUUGUAUUUGGUGCCAUCCAUCUUUCCUUCAAGCCUGUCCAGCUUUCCUGUCCCUACAGAUAAAAAAAACAUCCCCACAGCAUGAUGCUGCCACCACCAUGCUUCACUGUAGGAAUGGUGUUCUCAAGAUGAUGGGAGGUGUCAGGUUUGCACCUCACAUGGUGUUUCCCAUGAUGGCCAAAAAGUUCAAUUUUAGUCUGAACUGACCAGAGAAUCUUCUUCCAUGUGUUUGGGGAGUCUGCCACAUGCUGUUGGGCAAACUCCAAACGUGUUUUCUUAAGCAAUUACUUUUUUCUGUCCACUCUUCCAUAAAGCCCUGCCCACUCUGUGGAGUGUACAGCUUAAAGUGGUCCUAUGGGCAGAUACUCCCAUCUCCGCUGUGGAUCUUUGCAGCUCCUUCAGUGUUAUCUUUGGUGUCUUCGUUGCAUCGCUGAUUAACGCCCUCCUUGCCCGGUCUGUGAGUUUUGGUGGGCGGCCUUCUCUUGUCAGAUUUGUAGUGGGGCCAUAUUCUUUCCAUUUUGCUAUAAUGGAUUUAAUGGUGCUCUGUGGGAUGUUCAAAGUUUGGGCUAUUUUUUUAUAACCCAACCCUGGUCUAUACUUCUCCACAACUUUGUCUCUGACCUGUUUCAAGGCUCCUUGGUUUUCAUGUUGCUUGCUUAGUAGUGUUGCAGAGUCAGGGUCCUUCCAGAACAGGUUGAUUUAUACAGACGUCAUGUGACAGAUCAUGUGACACUUUGAUUGCACACAGGUGGAUCUUAAAUCAACUAAUUAUGUGACUUAUGACGUGAACUGGUUGGAACAGCUCUUAUUUGGGGGUUUCAUACGAAAGGGGGUGAAUACCUAUGCACGGUCCAGAUUUCUAUUUUUUUUUUCAUCUUAAUUAUUGUUUGUGUCACAAUAAAAAACAACCCUCCCAAAAAAAACCAAUUUGCACCUUUAUAGGCAUGUUGUGUAAAUCAAAUGGUGCUAACCCCCCACAAAUCCAUUUUAAUUCCAGCUUGUAAUGCGACAAAACAAGAAAAACACCAAGGGGGAUAAAUACUUUUGCAAGACACUGUAUAUUAUACCAGUGUUAGCAAUUCCACGAUUCCAUUUCCAAAUGUUUGAAUUAAGGAAAAUGUAUAUUUCCCCCUCAAGGCCUCAUUGUUCUUUACUUGAAAUUUUGUUUGCUGUUGAUUGAAAUGUUAAUUGGUUUUUAUACAGUUGUAAAUGGUAAAAUAAAGCCUUGUAACAUCAGUAAGUUGCCCGCUCCAGGGCAUUCAUUUAAUUUAUACAAAAUUAACUGGUUAAGCUGCUCUAUCAGAGAUUUAAAAAAAAAAAAAAAUUAAAAAUGCCUUGUUUCAUAUGGUGCCUUAAUUCCUGAAUUUAGGGAGUGUUGUCCUGUGCCACUGUGCCUUGAUCAGACUGCUGAAGUAGCCUUCGGUGUCCACUAUCUUGUCAUCUCCUUUACAAACGUGCUGCUUCCUAAGGAUGGACUGGCAUGAGAUUUAGCAAAGAGUCACGACUCUCUGACUGUGAUUAAGGCAGUGUGCAUCAACAGCACAACACGAACACUUGUGCACAAGUUGCUUAGCUUGCGUUAAAAAGACGGGGUGUUUAGGGGCAGUUUAGCUUUGUUUUCAAUGACCGUAGUCUAUGUAUUUCUGUGGGUGAAGGAGACAGCCUAGUUCGUUGUAAGGUUUUGGUUUUUUUUUUUCAUGGAUAGCAUAUUUCCUAGAGGCGAUUGGGUUCCAUAAUUCAGGUUACUCCCACUCUUUCACUAAACCAGCCCAUUAUCAAGCGAUUAUAUUAUGUUAUCUUGUUUCAUCACUCACCCUAGUGCUCUGAAAAUGAAUUAUAGUACUGUUUUUAGAACUUAUGGGUGGGCUUGAGCUUGGAUAUGGACCGAAAUGUUGCUUCUUACGGUUUGAUACUGUAUUCCAAAGUGAAGAGGGAUCGAAGUGGUUGUGAAGACAUCAAUCAAGUGUCAAUAUUUUUUAUUGAGUUAUUGUGUUUUUUUUCUCCGCUGCUAAAAAGCUAUGAUUUUUGUUUCAUCUUAUACACAAAAAUAACAUAGUUGUGAUGUCACUUGAGUGUGCUGCUAUUUUAUAAACAAUUGUAUUAUAAUUAUUUUACUGCUUACAGAAUACUUUGAGAAUGCAGAAGUAGAUGGUAAAUAGAAGAUCAAGAAAUGUAAUGAGUAUUCGACUGGAAAUGCUCUUUGUACAGUAUGCUCUGAAAGCAUGAUUCCUUUCCUUUUUUUAUCUUUGUUUUUCUGCUCUGUUACCUUUUCCUCUCACAGUCUGUAAGUACGGUAUGUCUAUACCUCAGGUUUACUGGACAAAAGAAAACAAGUCUCUCAGUACCUCAUAACUCAUCAACAGUUUUUUUUUCUGGGAGCCAGUGAAAGACCGCAUACGGUGGAGAUUUUGAUGGGGAGACUUUUUAAUAGUCUUCAUUAAAUGAAGCAUGAACAGCAUAAGGCUCCCACCUGGACUUUAACCAACCAUAGUGGAUGGAGGGGGGGGGGGG
Messenger RNA from Neoarius graeffei (lesser salmon catfish), 6824 nucleotides. It is a transcript of the gene ccnd2a, whose product is annotated as cyclin D2, a. Gene Ontology annotation, molecular function: cyclin-dependent protein serine/threonine kinase regulator activity. Gene Ontology annotation, biological process: positive regulation of G1/S transition of mitotic cell cycle; regulation of cyclin-dependent protein serine/threonine kinase activity; mitotic cell cycle phase transition. The transcript has 5 exons. The coding region runs from base 333 to 1229 and encodes 298 amino acids. Gene Ontology annotation, cellular component: cyclin-dependent protein kinase holoenzyme complex; cytoplasm; nucleus. The record is from RefSeq and is a predicted model, not a curated record. Lineage: Eukaryota; Metazoa; Chordata; Actinopteri; Siluriformes; Ariidae.